This is a messenger RNA of Aspergillus thermomutatus, 1443 nucleotides long. Its product is annotated as phosphotransferase family protein. The transcript has 6 exons. Lineage: Eukaryota; Fungi; Ascomycota; Eurotiomycetes; Eurotiales; Aspergillaceae. Bases 1 to 1443 code for a protein of 480 amino acids. The record is from RefSeq and is a predicted model, not a curated record. Gene Ontology annotation, cellular component: mitochondrion.
AUGGCUACUAUUGUCGGGAAUCCGCGUGAUUUCUUUAAUUAUACAAGUGGACGGUGGAUCUGGGAUGAAGAGGAGCAGCUGCGGGAACGAUAUCGAGAAUUCGAUAUACUUGAACUGCAGAAAGUCGCUAUGGAAGCCGCGUCUGGCGCGUCUUAUGUCAGGAUGGAAAAACUCGGGGAAGGGUCAUACAACAAGUCUUUCCGACUCACUAUGGCCAACGGGACGGCGGUUAUUGCUCGAAUUCCGAAUCCAAAUGCUGGACCAGCUUUCUUGACGACAGCAUCAGAGGUCGCGACGAUGGAUUUCUUAAGAACAAUACUCCACGUUCCAGUUCCCAAAGUCCUUGCUUGGAAUGCCACAGUGGACUCUGCGAACCGUGUAGGGGCGGAGUACAUUAUCAUGGAGCAUGCUCCCGGUAAAAAUCUCGCAGAUCAUUGGGCUGAUAUGGACCUUGAGCAUAAGGUACAAACGAUGAAAGAUAUUGUAACUAUCCAACAGAAGUUGUUAUCAGUGAGAUUUCCUGCAUAUGGGUGCCUUUUUUUCAGUAAUGACGCGCCACCAGAUUCUCAUCCUGCAACAGUCAAAGGGGACAAAUUAUCACAAGAACUUAGAGAAAAUAUUGCUGAACAAUUUUCUAUCGGACCAGUGGUCGACACGGAGUUCUGGCGUAAUGAGCGAGGUGAUAUGGAUAUUGAUCGCGGACCAUGGGCGUCUGCAGUGGACUACUUAAAGUCUCUUGCGCUUCGAGAGAUAGCUUGGAUCCAGAAACAUGCAACUCCACGCUCUUCCAAUGAUCCAUUAUAUCUAUCUGUUGUUCCUCAUUUGCUUCCAAAGGAUGAAGACCUUUUGGGUUCGUUCUUGUGGCAUACGGACCUUCGAACACCUAACAUUUUCGUCAAUGACAACGGCAAUAUCACCAGCAUUAUCGACUGGCAGAGUACAUGGGCAGGUCCCUUGUUCCUGGAGGGCCGUCAUCCCCAUUUUCUCGACUACAACGGUGAACUCAUACUAGAACUGCCUGAGAAUUUCAAGCAGCUCGACGAGAAUACACAAAAUACUGUCAAGGACCAAGUCACCAAGUCCAUAUUAUUAUACCUGUACGAAAAAUAUACUGCAGAGAGGAACCCAGUAUUGAGCAGAGUUCUCCGGUAUCCAAACGGCAAGACAAUGACCGACCCAGUUCGGUUUGUUGGGAACACAUGGGAUGGAGACAUCCUACCAUUACGGGAGUCAUUAAUCAGGGUACAAAACUUCUCUCCGGAAGAAAUUCGCAGACAUUACGAAGAUGGGGAAGGUUGGAAUGAAGUACAGGAUUUUUGGGACGCCAUAUCAGGAAUCAUGGGCAGAGAUGGCUGGACGUCACAUGAGACAUACGAUCAGGCCAUGGCCAUCUAUGCCGAAAUCCAGGCAAAAGCAGCUUCCCAUUCAGAUCACGAUGGGUAA